Messenger RNA from Parasteatoda tepidariorum (common house spider), 2988 nucleotides. Its product is annotated as unextended protein pseudogene. The record is from RefSeq and is a predicted model, not a curated record. NCBI's taxonomy places the organism in Eukaryota, Metazoa, Arthropoda, Arachnida, Araneae, Theridiidae.
GUGUCAGCAAUAAGGAACUCCUUUUUCCUAAUAAAUCCGGAUGAUAGACAGCGUGGUUUCCUGGCAAGGAUGCAAUGCACUAGUGCCAUCUGUCGGGUUUGUUUCUAACAAUUUGAUCUCUGUUUGAUCUUCAGCUAGCAGUAGCCGUUCGGUCAAGAGAAAAUAUCGUAGCCACGAGGAUUUUCUCCUAAAAAUCACGUCAAUUUAUUUAUUUUUAUCCUUCAUCGCAUGAUUUAAUUUGUUUCAUAAGAUAUAUUUCAGAAUAGCCGACGAGAGGAGAUCCAUUCUAUUCACCCCACGCUGUGUGAGAAAAUCCUACUAUUAUCGAUUUACUGCUUUGACAUGUGCUGUAUGUUUGUGUUGUGUACGAAAAGAAUAGGAACGUUAGCUUUAAUUCUUAUUCUUAUCAAUCCCUGUUUCACCGUCUCGUCUGAUACUUCAUUCAGCGACACUAAAUCAUUGAAUCCUGCUUUUAGAAACAGUAAUUCCACCGGCAUCUACGGACUGAACUUAACGAACAUCGACGCCAAGUACAACUUGUUUAUUGAUUUGAUCGAAAGAAACUUCAGCAUUCUGAACACUGACAUUACGAUUCUCAAAGAGACUUUGAUUCAUCAUCACAGGCAUGAUUCGGCGAUUUUUGUCGAUCUUAACGAAUCUCUCUACCCAUCGUCGAGCUCACCCCGGAAGAUUUGUGUCCAGCAGAGAAGUGCUCGCUACAGUCAUGUCGAUCCCAGAGACGGCGGCGUUACUAUCGUAAGCCAGUGCGAAAAGCCGCCGACGAUCUCCGGUAUUCGCGCCCACGGAGAUCGCGUUCACAAUGACGACGAUGGAAUCGUCAGUAUUCCAACCAACGUUAAAGUAAAACUAUUUUUAUUCGGAACACAUUUUAACGUUGAUUCGGAUAUCGCUUUUAUUGAUGAGAGUUUGCCUAGAGGUAGUAAAUGUGACAAUUUUCCGUUGAUCAAGGUGAUAUCUUUGUCACAGGGAAAUGUACUAUCUGAUAAAGUUAUACAAUUUGACAUUUCAUUACCACCUCUGGAUGGUAACAGACUUUAUUACAUUUGCGUGAAAGAUAAAAGGGGGUCGAUCCCUAGUUGGUUACAUCAAGGUCGGGAAUUACAAUUAGCUUUGAGACCAGUGGGACGUAUUUUACCUAUAGGACUCCAAUCAGUGAUUUUAUGCUUCCUUCUAAUUUUAUCUGGAUUGUUUAGCGGUUUGAAUCUUGGAUUAAUGUCUUUAGAAUGCACCGAAUUACUGGUCCUUGAAAAAUGUGGUACCGAAUCUGAGAAAAAGCAUGCCAGAAAGAUAUAUCCAGUGCGAAAACAAAGUAAUUAUUUGCUUUGUUCACUUCUUUUGGGAAAUGUUUUGGUGAACAAUACUCUAACUAUAUUAUUAGACGAUUUGACAUCGGGGAUAAUCGCUGUCAUCGUGUCAACUUUUGGUAUAGUUAUUUUCGGGGAGAUAAUACCGCAAGCUAUUUGUUCUCGACAUGGCCUGGCUAUUGGUGCAAAGACUUUGUGGGUGACAAAGGUAUUUAUGGUUCUAACGUUUCCACUCUCCUUUCCAAUCAGCAAAAUAUUGGAUUGUGUACUGGGUGAAGAGAUUCGCAAUGUGUAUAACAGAAAGAGAUUAAUGGAAUUCAUCCGGGUCACCAAAGAUUUCAAUGAUUUGCAUAACGAGGAAGUGGAUAUCAUAUCUGGUGCUUUAGAACUGACAAAAAAGACUGUUGCUGAUGUCAUGACGAAAAUAAAUGACGUUUUCAUGGUACCCUACAGCGCCGUCUUAGACUUUGAAACAGUAUCUGAGAUUAUUAAACAAGGAUAUUCCAGAAUCCCUGUGUUCGACGGUGACCGAAAUAACAUUGUGGCUCUGUUGAAUAUUAAGGAUUUGGCAUUUGUUGAUCCAGAUACUGAGACUCAACUGAAAACUUUAUGUGAGUUUUAUAACCAUCCCAUUAAUUUCGUGUUUGAGGAUACCACACUGGACGUCAUGCUGAAUGAGUUUAAGAAGGGACGGUCCCAUAUGGCUUUUGUUCGACGCGUCAAUAACGAAGCGGAUGGCGACCCAUUCUAUGAAUUGACUGGUAUCGUCACGUUAGAAGAUGUGAUUGAGGAGAUAAUACAAUCAGAAAUCAUCGACGAAACUGAUGUUCUCACAGAUAACAGGAGAAAAAGAGUCAGGAAGGAGUCUCAGAUCAAACAGGACUUUUCCGAUUUUGCUAGGUUGGGAAUUGGCGACAAAAAAUCAACAGCUAUAUCACCUCAACUUGCGCUGGCAACUUAUCAGUUCUUAUCAACUUCAGUUGAUCCCUUCAAAAGCAACUACAUAUCAGAAUCGGUUUUAAAGAAGUUAAUGUCCCAAGAUGUGUACUUCAAGGCCAAAUCAGGAAAGGAAGAUUUACUUUCUCCAUCGAACGUAUUAUUCCAGAAUGGAAAGCCUGCAGAUUAUUUUGUUCUCAUAUUGGAAGGGCGCUGCAUCGUCACAGUGGGAUUUGAGAAUCUGGUGUUCGAGACCGGACCUUUCAGUUCUUUUGGUCUUCCUUCAAUUAUGAUGAACAAUUUCGAAAUAUCGACUACCAGUAACAUUAAUAGUCCCGAGAACUCGCCUUUUAAAGUCUUUGUUCCAGACUAUACCGUUGUUGCGGCUGGUGAGACUAUUUACAUGAAAGUACACUGUGCUGUUUACUUGUCUGCAGUGAGAGCAACUCUGCUGGAAAAACAACAAAAGCAAGAUUCGGAUUCGAGGGAGGAUUCGAAAGCUGAGUCAGGUAGGAAUUCAAGGCAGUCUUCCAAAGACUUACAUGAACAUUUUUUAGAUCAAUUAUAGAUUAUUUAAUUGAAAAUUACUUUAGGCUACAGUGGACAUCUAAAAUCAAUUCCUGUAACAAAUAACUAAUUUUACUGAAAUUUAACACAUAAUUUAUAAACUUAAUGAUGGUAAGUUUCCAAAACGUUUAUUAGAAUGUCUUGACAGUUUUUUUUUAAU